AUGAGCGGGUCAAGUGUGGAGGGAAACGAACUGUUCAGCGGCGACGAUGAGGAGGUGAAGGAGGGUGAAAGAUCCCCCCAGGAUGGGGGGCAAACUGCGGCGGGCGUCGAUAACGCUGCUGAUAAUCAGGUUAACAAACCCUCCAAAGGGGCAGCACGCAGAAAGCGAAAAAAAGAUAAGAAGCACAGGCCUCACUAUCUGGAUGAUGAAGCGGAUGAGGAGGACGACAUUUAUGACGAUGAUGAUGAUAGUGAUGACAGUGACGAUUAUGAUGAUGACGAGGAGGACUACAGAGAAAGAAAGGGCAGCAGAACAAGAGGGUUGAGUGGGCUGAAAAAAAGAAAGCUGUCCAAGAAGAGGUACCUGUCGACCUUCCUGGAUACGGAGGCGCAGGUAGGCGACGAUGAGGAGGAAGAAUACGCCAGCUCCUACGUAGAUGAAUUCGAAGAAGUAAAAAAGAUGGAAAGGAAAAAAAUGUACGAAAUGAAGCUGAAAAGUGGAACGAACCAUUUAGCUCAGACCAUUAACAAGCUAUCUCAACGGUAUGAACAUGAGAAGGAAAUGAAAGAUGGCCUCACAGAUGGGGAGACGCUAACAGAUGAGGACAUGUCAGAAGAUGAAGACUACUUCGACGAAGGGGAAUGUUUGACCUCUUUUGAUAGUCCCAAAAUGUGGCUAAUAAAAUUAUUCAAAAAUGGAGUAGAGAGAAAUGUAGCCAUGGGAAUUUACUACAAGUACAUGAAGUUAAAAGACAACGAUUUUAACAUUAAGGGGGUCUACGUUUCGGGAAAUUUGAAAGGAUACAUAUAUGUAGAGGCGGAAAGUCUAUACAUGUUAAAAAGGUUCCUCUUAGGGUUCAAGUUUAUUAACCUAAAUGAGAUAUCCAUUGUACCAGUGCAAGAGUUGACGUCCAUUUUUUCCAUGUGUCAUUCCAAAGUGAUCAUCCCAAAGGUGAAUGAAUAUGUUCGUAUUAAGAGAGGAAUUUACAUGAACGAUAUAGGGCAAAUAUUUGAGGUACACGAAAAGGGCAUUUAUGCUAUCGUGAGGUUAAUACCAAGAAUUGAAUAUGAUAAAUACAACGAUUAUAAGAAGGGUAGUAACUCCAACGCAAGUUUGGCUAAUCCCUCCACGGGUAAAGGACCCUCAUCCACGUCGGAUCAAAAAAAUGCGAAGAAUCAGUCCUCCAACAUGGGGGAUAGUAAAUCAAACUUGAACAAGCAUGGCAGCAGCAAGGCCAUCAUCCCAGCAGGGUCAGUAAUAGGGGGGGAUACCAAAAGUACACCAACUGUGCCAACAGUGCCAAAUGUGUCAAAUGCACCAACCGUACCAACCGUGCCAAAUGCACCAAACGCUACAACAGUACCAAAUGCUACGACAGUACCAAAUGGAGAGCUGCAAAUGCUAGAUGAAGCGCUACAAAUUAGGAGGAAGAAAAAAAAAGAAAGGCCAUUAAAAAAGCUGUUCGAUCGAGAGGAAGUCGAACAAACAGGAGGAGUCAUUGAACAUGGACCUUACCCAGGAACGAUAAAAUAUCAAAAUAAUAUUUUUGAAGAAAAUGGCUACCUACUAAAAAAAAUGAACAUAAAAUAUCUCCUAUCGGAAAAUGCAAACAUAACCCUAACGGAAAUUCGAGACUUCAACAGAAAUAACACAAACGAGGAGGAAAUCAACCUCCACGUCACCAAAGCUUUUAUUAAUAAGAAUUCUCUACACCUGUUUAAGAAGGGGGAAAGGGUGAAAAUUAUGAAGGGAGAAUUGUACAACCUGAUUGGGACUAUAACAAAUGUGAGUGAUAAUGUGCUAACCAUAAAUCCGGAUAACUUAGCAAAAAAUUUUAAAUUCCUCCCAACUGAUGUGACGAAAUAUUUCCUCGAGGGGGAUAACGUAACCGUAAUCAAUGGAAUUCAUAAAGGGAAGAGUGGACUCAUUUCUUUGCUCGAUUAUAGAGAAAACGUUGCGCUUAUUUUUUCUCCCUCGUUGAAUACCGAAUUUCGUUCUUCCAUUCAAGAUCUCACCUCCUGUGAGCAUAUAAGCAAUGAAGGACUCGGUGGAAUCAACUCCCUUAACGGAUUCUCCAUCGGUGAUUUAAUAGAACUGAGUGACAGACAAAUUGGUAUACUAACCUACAUCGAUAAGAACAAACACAUUCGAGUGUUAACAAGCCAUAACACAAUUUUGCACACCACAAUUGGUACCAUCACCUCUAAGCGGUCUGCCAUUGGCCAAGUGUGCAAAGACGAAAAUGGAAAUAUUAUCCAAUCGAAGGAUGUCAUACAAAUCGUCAGAGGGAUACACAAAAAUAAAGUUGCCGUGGUGAACUACAUCUGGAAGAAUAAAGUGUUCGCUAAGAUCAACAAGAAAGUGGAGGACAACGGGUUUGUCGUCCUGGACAGUGAUAACUGCAUACUCAGUGGAAACCCAAAUGAAAAGAAAAGAAUUGUUACACACAAUAAUCUCUUCCGAACGAACAGCAGUAUGCUCCCCAGAAGGAAUAAUACCUACCAAUCCUUCAUUGGAAAAACAGUGAAAAUAUUAAGUGGGGUUUAUAAGGGCCUCCUCGGAGACGUCAUAGAUGCUGAGCGGGACGAGUUUACUCUCCUCUUGAAGAUUAAGCCCAAGACCAUAAGGCAGAAAAAAACCGAAUGCGCCAUUGCGGAUUCGUUCAAGGACCAUUACACCAUCACGGAGGAUAGAUAUUCCAACGGGCUGGACACCUCCCCAAGGUGGAGAAACACCAGUGACAGAAGCCCUAGGUAUGACCGGAUCGGGUAUGAGUCCUCCCUCCACAGCGAAAGCGGCAGGAAGAGCACCGACUGGCACAGAAACGAGUUCGGCGGCAACUACGAGGAGGAACGCUGGAGGGGAAGUCACCACCCAGAUGCAAGCGCCCCAAAUGGCGUAAACGCUUCUUCCCAUUCUGCCCCGUGGAACCAAUCGAACGGGUGGAAAGGAACGAAUAGCAGCCACCAGCAUCCGCCCCCUCCACUGCCGCACGAGCAGAAAACCUUCGAAGGAAACUGGGGCAGAACGUCACACGAAAAUCACCCAAACGGGAACACCAGUUAUAAUUACCAUCACAAUGGGCGAGCAAGUGAUCCGACUAAUUUUAACGAACCACAUAGCAGGGGGGGAGGAUUUAAUGAGGAUUACAAAAAAGGUACCACCAGAAAGAACAACACGGCGGAAGAAUUGAUCAAUGGACAGUACGAGACAGGACCCGGUUCCCACAAUUUGAAUACAAACCAAAGGUAUGACGAUAGCAUGAGAAGAGGCGGUAAAAACAGCACCUCCUCCAAGGGGCUAGGAAAAUGGGAUGAUCCCCAAGGCACUGGUGGCAUUAAUGGUGGGGUGAACAACUCUGGCUUUACCAAUGCAUCUAAUUUCUUGGACACACACCGACACAAAAACAAUGAAGAAAAGGAGUCUCCACUUUGGUUAGUCGAAGGAAUUAUGAUAAAGGUUAUAACCCCGGGACCCUUUUACAACGAAAUUGGGAGAGUCACAGAGGUGAUGAAGAAGAGCUUGUAUACCAUACUAAAAAUAGCAACCGAGAAAACGUCCUUUAGCAUCGUGUCUGAUGCUGUGAUUCCUUUGAAGCCAAACAGAAUAAACGACCAAGUGCUCGUCGUGGAUGAGGGUAAGGUCGUCGAAGGCACCGUUCUGAACAUACAGAAUGAGGACAUCCAGGUGAAUACCACGCAGGGCAUAUCUACUUACAACGUGAGGAAUGUUUUUUUGUUUAAAAGGCAGUUCCCGUGA
Molecule: messenger RNA, 3759 nt
Organism: Plasmodium coatneyi
Lineage: Eukaryota; Apicomplexa; Aconoidasida; Haemosporida; Plasmodiidae
Product: Transcription elongation factor SPT5
Exons: 1
Coding region: 1-3759 (1252 amino acids)
Biological process (GO): regulation of DNA-templated transcription elongation; translation; transcription elongation by RNA polymerase II
Cellular component (GO): DSIF complex; ribosome
Molecular function (GO): structural constituent of ribosome; mRNA binding
Source: RefSeq, a predicted model, not a curated record